GGGCUGAAGAUUGUAUGUGAGAGAGAGCGAGAAAGGGGGGAGGUACUGAAGAACCGAGACACACCGAGCCAGUGUAGAAGGAAUUGCCACGGAGAUGCCGAGGGUCUUUCCAUGAAAGCGGAAACGCUCUCACGCAUGCACUGGCGGUGAAAGGGAACUGUGCAGACCACCAGAAUCUAUAUCCCCUCUGAAGAGAGAUGCUUUUCUUCAAUUGACUCAUCACAGCAACAUUCUAUCCGGAUUAAACUGAGAUGACUAAGUGUUUUGUGGAUAACAGGCUUUUCAGAUGAGGCCGCAUUUUGAGUGACCUGAGAGAAGAGGAGAACCAUUUUUCCUGCGUCUCUGUCUGUCUCAUGAGCAGCCAUGCCUGUUCUCUCACCUACCACAGGUUUACAUGAGAUGCUAGCUCUCCUCACCUCCCAGCUGCAUCCAGAAGCUAAUCAUAAGGAGGAUCUGGUCUUCCUCAGAGAGGUCUUCAGUGAGAGGAGCCUCAGCUAUCUUAUGAAAAUCCAUGAGCGAUUGAGGCAGUUCCAGCUCCAGUGUCCGACCCCAGUGUUCCAUAGCGCAUCCUGCCUGGCCGAAGACGUCGCAGAGGAGCUACAGAACGGACCACUGGAAGACGAUGAGAGAGAGCUAUUAACACUUCUUACCGCUCCACAUGUGAAGGCAGUAUUAACAGUACAUGACACAGUGGCACAGAAGAACUUUGAGCCUGUGCUCCCCCCUCUACCAGAUGAUCUAGACGAUGAACUGGAGGAGGAAUCAGUGAAGAUCGUGCGUUUGGUGAAGAACAAGGAGCCUCUUGGUGCGACCAUCCGCAGGGACGAGGUAACUGGAGCGGUGGUGGUUGCUAGGAUCAUGAGGGGCGGGGCUGCAGACCGCAGUGGUCUGGUGCAUGUUGGAGAUGAGUUGAGGGAAGUCAAUGGAAAUCUCAUUAUACACAAACGUCCUGAGGAGAUCAGCCAGAUUCUGUCUCAGUCUCAGGGCUCGAUCACUCUGAAGAUUAUCCCUGCCAUUAAGGAGGAGGACAGAUUCAAGGAGAGUAAGGUCUAUUUAAGAGCCCUGUUUGAUUACACACCAUAUGAGGACAAGGCCACACCCUGCCAGGAGGCAGGACUGCCUUUCACACGUGGGGACAUCCUGCAGGUGGUGAGCCAGGACGACCCAACGUGGUGGCAGGCCAAAAGAGUGGGAGACAGCAACCUGCGUGCCGGCCUUGUUCCUUCAAGACAGUUCCAGGAGAGACGACUGUUGUAUAGGAUGAAAAUGGGAACACACCAGAGCCCUAAAUCACCCAGAGCAACACCAUGUGACCAAUCUUGUGAAAAAGAGGACUGUGACAGUGAGUGCAGUCUCAGUGGACAGCACGUAGUUUCUCCAAAGUGUAAGGCGGUGGCACCGUCCUGUGGCCAGGCCUUUUCCUGGGAGUUUUACUCAGCUGGUCUAAGAAGAAGCUUCAGGCUGAGCCGCAAGGAUCAUCAGGGUUCAACCAAAGAGUCUCACCCAGCGGAGUCCACAGAGAAUGAGUUCCUCAUAUAUGAAGAGGUGACCCUACAUCAGAUGAGACUUCAAGAUAAACCAAGACUUGUGGUUCUGAUAGGAUCUCUUGGUGCUCGGAUCAAUGAGCUGAAGCAGAAGGUGAUUGCUGAGAAUCCUCAUCGGUAUGGUGUUGCUGUGCCACACACAACAAGACCCAGGAAGAGCCAUGAGAAGGAGGGUGUAGAAUACCACUUCAUCUCCAAGCAGGCUUUUGAGGCUGACAUACAAUCUAAUAAGUUUAUUGAAUAUGGUGAAUAUAAGAAUAACCAAUAUGGGACGAGUCUGGAGUCAAUCCGGAGUGUCCUGGCGAGAAGUAAAGUGUGUCUGGUAGAUGUUCAACCUGAGGCUCUGAAAAUCCUCCGUACGGCAGAGUUUAAGCCCUAUGUGAUCUUUGUAAAGCCACGCAUCCCUGAGAUUCGUCGGCAACGUAGCUCUCCCACAUCACCAGGAAGGGGUGACAAUGGACACAUCACGGAUGAAGACCUGCAGGACAUGAGGCAGUCAGCCGAGCAGAUGGACCAGCAAUAUGGCCAUCUAGUGGACAGGGUCUUGGUAAAGGAGGACUCUGCCAGUGCCUGUGCAGAGCUGAGGAACAUUCUGGAACGACUCGAGAGGGAGCCGCAGUGGGUGCCUGUCAGCUGGGUCCGAACUUGAUCUUCAAUACUUCCUUAAAUUCUUACACGCAUAUGGUGUAUUGACAACAUAGACCUCUCUGCCUCUUUCUGAGUCUGCUGUCUGCCAGUUUCUGUUUCAUUCUGUUUGACUUAAGUAAUACAAAGCAAAAUAAAAGUGCCAUCUGAAUUGUUGAAAGUGAGGUCUGUUGUUCUGCGCUAGUGGUGAAGAUUUCUGUUCAUAAGAUUUUGCAUGGAAGUACUGUAGCAUUGACGAGAAAUGUAUCACUAUUAGCUGAAAGAAUUCAUUUUCUGCGGGGAAAAAUGGAUGUCCUUAUUUCUGUCAAAUGAGCUGCACAAAUAAACAUUAAAUAAAGACUGUGCCACUUGAAAGAGGACAACACUGACUCAGGUUUACUCACUGUGUCAAAGCUGGUUUCUGUCAGGCAAACCGUCAAGUGUGAAGGUCUCUUGUUUUGUUAUCGUCAUCUUAUGCUGAUUGUGUAUAUUUAAUCAAAUGUAAAUGGGAAUGAUGUAAAAUAGCAUACUGUAUAUUUGCAAAAGUGUUUAUACCUGUGUAAAAUAAAAUUUCGUAUUUGGUCACGCCUGUACUAAUUUGGUUGUAAUUGUCAAUGUUUUUAUCAAACUGAUGCCUGUUGAUGUCUGUGUAGUUCAUUAGGAAAAUGUCACAUUAAAGUCAUGGAGCAUGUCAGUGUCUUUAGGGAUAUACAGUACUGUUCAGAAUGUUAUGAAUGUGUACCAUUUUAAAAUAUAUGGAGUAUUUUUGAAUGUGAAUUGUUAUAAUAAAAAAUACAGACUGCA
This is a messenger RNA of Ctenopharyngodon idella (grass carp), 2972 nucleotides long. RefSeq names its product MAGUK p55 scaffold protein 3b (gene mpp3b). Gene Ontology annotation, cellular component: plasma membrane; cell-cell junction. The transcript is spliced from 21 exons. Lineage: Eukaryota; Metazoa; Chordata; Actinopteri; Cypriniformes; Xenocyprididae. The coding region runs from base 364 to 2193 and encodes 609 amino acids. The record is from RefSeq and is a predicted model, not a curated record. Gene Ontology annotation, molecular function: protein binding.